GGAACAAGGAACAAAUAAUUGACAACAGUUACCAACAUCGUGCAGCCCUCUCCCUGCAAACCCUCUUAUAUCAAUGUAAAAAUCAACAAUAUUCGUGUUAUUUUAUUUGUAUAAUUAUUCUCCUUCUUUCAAUUCAUUUCUCCCGGAUUGCGAUUUGAUCACUGAUAAACAGUCUGCGGAAGGAGGAUUGUGCGUCCACUAUUGAGGAUUAGAAAGAGGCUCCGUCCAAUGAAAAGUGAAUUAGAGCUGGAGGUAGUGGGAGAGGAGUGGAACACUAAUGAAUCCGAUCCUCUGCUUCAUCAAAAUGAACAUGAGCCUCCGCCUUCGAAUGAAAUAAUAAAGGAUGAUGAAGAUGUCGAACUUGGUUCCUUACCUUGCUGUCGAAUUUGUCUCGAAUGUGAUGGCGAUGAUGACGAUGAACUGAUAUCUCCUUGCAUGUGCAAAGGCACCCAACAAUAUGUGCAUCGCUCUUGCCUUGAUCAUUGGAGAUCUGUCAAAGAAGGGUUUGCAUUUUCGCAUUGCACAACUUGUAAGGCUCAAUUUCAUCUUCGAGUGGCCGAGCUGGAGGACGGAAAUUGGCGCAAAACAAAAUUCAGACUUUUUGUGGCUAGGGAUGUGUUUUUCUUGGUUUUUUGGCUGUGCAAACUAGGUCUGGUACGAAUGGGUGGAACGCAAGAAGAAUUUUGUGAGAAAGAUGACUCUCAGCCGGAAUGUCAUGUUGUGGGCUUGCAAGCUUCUGCAUACUUCGUCUGAAGGGAGGGGGAAUGAACUCAGGAGAUGGAAGACCAGAGACCGCGUAUAUAACUUCUUUUGCACAAAGAAAUACAACGAUUUUGGCAGAUACAUAAGUGUACUAGCAAUACGGGGGAACGGAGAGCAGUCAUAAUACUCCUAGAAGCAGCAUUCAAUGUGGGUUGGAAAUCUGUAGCAUUAAAGAUAGAGAUAUUCAUAAAUAAGGCGGUCCCAGUCGUGCAUAGGCGUGCUAUUCCAGCAGCUAACCACUCUUAUUUUGAAGCUUUCAAGACUGAUAAAUGGGAACCUAAGGGGGCUUCGACAUCAACUGUGCAAAUUUUCAUGCAUAAAAAUGUAAUUGUUCAAGGCCCUGAAAUUUCUGAUAAGGAUUUGUUGAGUGGAUGUUUGGUUGGAAGCUUCAGCGUCUCGAAAGAGCUACCCACGUUCUCUGACGUUAGGAGAUGGGUCAGUAACAAAUAAAGCAAUAUUCCAGGCAGAUGUACGAAAUGCACGGAUGGAAAUUCUUGUUUGAGUUUCCGGUAAGAAAAAUGGCGGAUCAUAUCAAGAUGGAGGAAUAGAGAUGGAGGAAUUUAUUGCUGAUUCUUGAAUGGUGGGCACCGACAGUGGGUUACUUUCUAGCUGCAACAAAACUUGAUUGGGUUUGAGUGAGAUUGCUGGGGAUUUCUCCGUAUCUUUGGUCCCAAAAAAUCUUCAAACAAAUCAGAGACUUAAGUUGCUCGGACAUGGGUGCGGGUGUCCGACAUGGGUACGGAUCUAGAGUAUCACGACCCAAAAUCCGACUAGUCGUGAUGGCACCUAACC
Molecule: messenger RNA, 1554 nt
Organism: Nicotiana tabacum (common tobacco)
Lineage: Eukaryota; Viridiplantae; Streptophyta; Magnoliopsida; Solanales; Solanaceae
Source: RefSeq, a predicted model, not a curated record